Molecule: messenger RNA, 2978 nt
Organism: Homo sapiens (human)
Lineage: Eukaryota; Metazoa; Chordata; Mammalia; Primates; Hominidae
Gene: NDRG2
Product: NDRG family member 2
Exons: 16
Coding region: 1039-2154 (371 amino acids)
Cellular component (GO): nucleus; perinuclear region of cytoplasm; cytoplasm
Source: RefSeq, marked reviewed
AAGUGAAGGUGGAAGCGGCCGCGGCGGCAGCAGGUAGGGGGAGGGGCAGGCGAGGGGCCGUAGGGCCUGGAAGGCGCCAGCCGGGCCGGCGGGCGGUGUGAUUGAUCCGCGUCCCCUGGAGCUGGAGGCUCGGGGGAAAGGGCCAGCACGGAGCGGGCGCUCGGUUGCUGCGCACAAAGGCUGAGGCUCCAAGAGCUGCAGGGCGUGUUUGGGGUGCGCGCGAGGUUGUGUGCAAGGUCCGGGGCGCUUGGCACCGGCCACGCAAGGGUGUCAGUCUCCACGCGGACGGGCUGCGUAGGGACUCGUAGGGACGGGUUCCGGGUGCUGGGCCCGGCCGGUCUCCUCUGUCCUACCCAUCCCUUCCCGAUGGCGCUUGCCUUCGCGGGCCGUCGGGGGAGAACGGGAGAAGAUUGUGGGACCGCUCUCCUCUCCCUUUCUCCACUCGUGGGACCUACACGGAGACUGAGUAGAGGAGAGAAGCGACGGCACCAAUCUUUGUGUUUGUUUUUAAAUUGUGGAGGGAAACAGCCAUGCUCUGCUACCCUCCUCUUACUGGAGAGCUGUCAAAAAUUUUGGGGAUCCCCUAUUCCCCCGCGUUUAGUCCCCCUGCAGAUAGAAAAUUGAGGCCAAAUGUAGUAACUAACUGGGGCAAGGUCACACUGGGAGUGGCAGAGCCGGGAUUCGAAUCCGGAGGUUCUGACAGGGCCACCCUCUUACCUCCACAUCAGCACUUCCUUCUCUCCUCCGCGCAGCCUGAACUGAUGCCCUUGUAGCCUAUAUUGAUUCCGGCUCGAGCCUAGAGAGGACGUGUUCUCUGGACUUAGGGGUAGACAGACACUGGGGAGGGUUAGUGACCCGAGGAGGUUGAUGACCCUGGGAGUCUGGGUCUUGGCUGAGGCUUUCCGUCCCUGAAAGACCCCAGGUCUGUCUCCCAUGUCAUUCACCUCGUUGCUGUGUUUUCUCAGACCCCAGAGUCAGAAGGAGUGAGAACCCUGACCCCUAAUCCCACUGCAUCCAGCCAAUAGGAGCCCAGCCACCAUGGCGGAGCUGCAGGAGGUGCAGAUCACAGAGGAGAAGCCACUGUUGCCAGGACAGACGCCUGAGGCGGCCAAGGAGGCUGAGUUAGCUGCCCGAAUCCUCCUGGACCAGGGACAGACUCACUCUGUGGAGACACCAUACGGCUCUGUCACUUUCACUGUCUAUGGCACCCCCAAACCCAAACGCCCAGCGAUCCUUACCUACCACGAUGUGGGACUCAACUAUAAAUCUUGCUUCCAGCCACUGUUUCAGUUCGAGGACAUGCAGGAAAUCAUUCAGAACUUUGUGCGGGUUCAUGUGGAUGCCCCUGGAAUGGAAGAGGGAGCCCCUGUGUUCCCUUUGGGAUAUCAGUACCCAUCUCUGGACCAGCUUGCAGACAUGAUCCCUUGCGUCCUGCAGUACCUAAAUUUCUCUACAAUAAUUGGAGUUGGUGUUGGAGCUGGAGCCUACAUCCUGGCGAGAUAUGCUCUUAACCACCCGGACACUGUUGAAGGUCUUGUCCUCAUCAACAUUGAUCCCAAUGCCAAGGGUUGGAUGGAUUGGGCAGCCCACAAGCUAACAGGCCUCACCUCUUCCAUUCCGGAGAUGAUCCUUGGACAUCUUUUCAGCCAGGAAGAGCUCUCUGGAAAUUCUGAGUUGAUACAAAAGUACAGAAAUAUCAUUACACAUGCACCCAACCUGGAUAACAUUGAAUUGUACUGGAACAGCUACAACAACCGCCGAGACCUGAACUUUGAGCGUGGAGGUGAUAUCACCCUCAGGUGUCCUGUGAUGCUGGUGGUAGGAGACCAAGCACCUCAUGAAGAUGCAGUGGUGGAAUGUAACUCAAAACUGGACCCCACCCAGACCUCGUUCCUCAAGAUGGCUGACUCCGGAGGUCAGCCCCAGCUGACUCAGCCAGGCAAGCUGACCGAGGCCUUCAAGUACUUCCUGCAAGGCAUGGGCUACAUGGCCUCAUCCUGCAUGACUCGCCUGUCCCGGUCUCGUACAGCCUCUCUGACCAGUGCAGCAUCCGUUGAUGGCAACCGGUCCCGCUCUCGCACCCUGUCCCAGAGCAGCGAGUCUGGAACUCUUUCUUCGGGGCCCCCGGGGCACACCAUGGAGGUCUCCUGUUGAAUGGCCCUUGUUGCCCUAGAGUGGGACCCAGCCCUCACCUCCCCCAGAGCUAACCUGGGAGGUGCUGAAGGGGCAUUGGGCCACCGUAAGCAAGGGAAAAAGGGCAGAUCAUGCGGGGAGAUGACCUUGAUCUUUGAUUGCUACCCUAACCUUGACCUUUAACCCGUGAUUCCCCCCAGCUCCUGGAAGAGAUGUCCUAAUAUCUCUUAGGGACCCAGACCCCUAAAUUCUCCUCCUCCCCCAUUUUGAUGUUAAGGUGGAGAGGGCAUAUGCAUCCUCUGUCCUGAUCUAGGUGUCUAUAGCUGAGGGGUAAGAGGUUGUUGUAGUUGUCCUGGUGCCUCCAUCAGACUCUCCCUACUUGUCCCAUAUUUGCAAGGGGAGGGGAUUUGGGGCUGGGGCUCCAUUCACCAAAGCUGAGGUGGCUUCUCAUUAACCCUUUAGGACUCUGAAGGGUAUGGACCUACGUGAAUGUGUGUCAGGGGGAGACUUGCUGGUGGGUUAGUGGUCCUCAGGAUGUGAUAGAAACAUCCAGUGUAAAAAGGAAGUUGGAAUGGGAGUUGGCGGGCAGUGAACGAGUGUGGGGAAGGAUUGGUGCUGGGGCAACAGGAAGGGGCCUGGGGCCGUUUGGCUGCACUAACUUUGGUAGCUCAGUGUGCAUCUAGAGUGGGACUGGGGAGGGAGCUAAGCUUGGGCUGGGCUGCUUGGGGCUUGGCAUAGGGUGGAAAGGGCUACCCUGGGGCUCUGACCACACUGUAGUAUGUGUGGAGGGUGCCCUCCCGUCUCCCACAACUUCUGCUAUAACAAUAAACUGUAGAGGAAUCUGA